Molecule: messenger RNA, 1763 nt
Organism: Drosophila elegans
Lineage: Eukaryota; Metazoa; Arthropoda; Insecta; Diptera; Drosophilidae
Gene: MFS12
Product: putative inorganic phosphate cotransporter
Exons: 4
Coding region: 276-1751 (491 amino acids)
Biological process (GO): monoatomic anion transport; transmembrane transport
Cellular component (GO): plasma membrane
Molecular function (GO): transmembrane transporter activity
Source: RefSeq, a predicted model, not a curated record
GCAACUUUUCCAUUGAGAGUGGGGCGGCUUUUGUUUUCCUCAUUGGCGGGCGCGUUAAUGAUAAUGACAAUAUUAUUAUAAUAAAACCAAAAGAGCUCUGUCGGAACCGUAAUUAAUGGAAUCGUUACUAUCAGAGCAUUGUUAAACAGCAAUAAAACGAAAAAGGUCCUAGAAAUAAUCAAGCAAACUGACAAACAAUUCGCACCGUCUGCUUAUAAUGGGACAAUCAAUAAAUCGCAUAGUCAGACGCCUGUUAAAUCUAUAACUGAGUAAACAUGGUUUAUAGUUCCAAUGGAGAGAGAAGGCCCCUGCUAAUCCACGUAGUUCCAAGACCGCUCAGGAAACUAGGCUCCAGAGGAUUGGGCGUCCGCCACUGGCAAGCCGUUCUCCUGUUCGUCGGCAUGAUGAUCAACUACUUCCAGCGGGUCAACAUCUCGGCUGCCAUUGUUCCCAUGACCCAGUCCACCGCAGGCGCUCCUUUCUACAAUUGGGACACGUCGGACAAGUCCUUGAUCCUCAGCAGCUUCUUCUGGGGCUAUGUGGUGUCCCAGGUGCCAGCAGGUCUCCUGGCCAGGCGAUUUGGCGCCAAGGUAGUCCUGGGCUCUGCCACGGCGAUUGGCGGCCUCCUGUGCUUCUUUCAUCCCAUGGCAGCCAGCAGUGGCUGGGAGAGUAUCUGUGCCCUGCGAGUCCUCACCGGACUAGUCCAGGGCACGGUUUAUCCUUGUGUCCACACCCUCCUGGCCAAGUGGGUGCCGCGCACGGAGCGAGGACUGCUCACCACUGGCGUCUAUUCGGGUGCCCAGUUCGGCACGGCUGUUAUCCUGGCCACCAGUGGCCUUAUCUUCGAGUCCAACAUGGGCUGGCCGGGACUAUUCUACCUAUCCGGCGGUCUGAGCCUGGCCUGGGCCCUGCUCUUCUUUUGGCAGGCGGCCAAUGAACCCGCAACGGCCGGAAGGAUCAGCAAGAGCGAAAGGGAAUACAUCGAGAGCCUUACGGGCAGCAACAGUGCGAGUCAGUCCGUGGCCGUGCCCUGGAUGUCAAUCUUCAAGUCUCCAGCCUUCUAUGGUCUGCUGGCAGCCCAUUGUGGAUUCACCUGGGGCUUCUACACGCUGCUCACGGAAAUGCCCACGUACUUGAGCAGUGUCCUGCAGCUUAACGUCAAAUCCAAUGCUUUCCUCUCCUCUCUGCCGUACUUCGCCAUGGGCCUGCUCUGCAUCGUGGUCAGUCCCAUAUCGGAUUUGCUCAUCAACCGAGGCACUAUAUCGAUCACCACGGCCCGCAAGCUCUUCAACUCCAUAGGACAGUGGGGACCGAUGGUCUGUUUGAUCGGAUUGGGAUACAUGACGGCCGGCGAGAAGACGUGGGCCAUCCUUCUCCUAACACUGGCGGUGGGCAUCAACGCGGGCUGCUCUUGCGGCUACCUGAUCAACCACAUCGAUCUGUCGCCCAACUUUGCCGGACCCAUGAUGGGAGUCACCAAUGGGAUUGCGGGAGUGACCUCCAUAGUGGCUCCCUUAGUGGUUGGAGCGAUCAUAUCGAAUGAGGAGGAUCCCAGCCAGUGGCGAGUGGUGUUCUUUAUCACGGGCGGCAUUUACCUGGUGUGCAACACUCUCUUCGUGAUCUUUGGCAAGGCCACUGUUCAGCCGUGGAACGAUCCGCCGUCCACGUCCAGCACGGUGACGCUGCGCAACCACCUGGAAAGUGAUUCAAAGUCCAUCGCUCCCACGUCGGACAAUGACAAUCGGUUUUAAAGCUUGGCCUGC